UUUUAGAUAAUUUAAUUCUAUAGAUUGAACUUUAGAAAAACUAGAUUCACAAAUUACAGUUAUAAAAGUGUCUAAAGUGUUCCAUUGGUGGCCAUUACAAAACCUAAACUUUUUUAUCAGGACAAAUGUCCAUUUGAUGUUUCGGCGACGUUGUGAAGCUAAUCAUAAAUUGCGUACUGUGUUGGUAUUUGGUUUUGGUAUAGUUUUAUAAAGUGCUGUGAACUUUAUCUGAAAGAAUCCCUACAAUAUAUCAGUUUCAUUACGAUUAGCGCCGACUGAUUUUAUUUGGGUUGACUUCCCACAUCGAAGAGGAGCUGUCAAUUGUUAGGUUGUUCUGAUUGUUAUUUCGCCUUUAGUUUCGAUUUUAGUCAAUUAAUAUAAAAUAUAGCACGCUCUUUGAUUAAGUUGCCUGGUUGCCCAGUAAAAUUCACUACCACCUAACCAUAAGCUAGUUGGUUACUGUUCAGUGAACAUAACAUUGGUACGGCGACUCAUAGAAUAAUCGUGCUCGUUUUCCGGAUGAAUUGUAUCUAAAUUAUCAGAAAUCACUAUCAGUUGUAAAAGAACAGUUAUCAAUUACUUAAAGAUUUCCCGUUAGUCAAUUCGCGAGUCGCCGAAACAUCCGUGUCGUUACAGUGAAAAUGAUUUUGAGAUAAAUUACAAAAAAAAAAUAGUGUAGUGUAUGCUGUGUUGAAAACGAGAAAAUAAUUGUAAUAUUGCAAAGUGUGGUGUGGAUUGGUGGUGUGUGCAGUGGUAUGGCGAGGUUGCAGUGCGUUGGCCGAAGGCUGUGGUGACAUGGACUGCGGUGCGGUGCGGCCCCGAUUGUCGGUGGGCACUGGGAGUGAUCAGGAGGGCCGGGCUUAGCCUGCAUUCACUAGUAUUAUGAAUAAGCGUGACGGUACCAAGGACAAGGAACGUCAGAGCGACGACAAAAGAACUUCCACCGCGACUGGCGCGGUGGGUGGCGGGCGCGGCGUGGGCGGAGGCAGCACGAUGCACACGUCGCGGCAUUCCGUCAGCUCGUCUUCGGCUGUCCUCAUGGUCGGACCCAACUUCCGCGUCGGCAAGAAGAUCGGCUGCGGGAACUUUGGGGAACUCCGGCUCGGAAAAAAUCUCUACAACAAUGAACACGUAGCGAUUAAGAUGGAGCCUAUGAAAUCCAAGGCUCCACAAUUACAUCUAGAAUAUCGAUUUUACAAACUAUUAGGAACGCACGCUCCGUCGACAGCGGAAGGCAUCCCUGAGGUGUAUUACUUCGGGCCCUGUGGUAAAUACAAUGCGUUGGUCAUGGAACUGCUGGGCCCGUCGCUAGAGGAUCUGUUCGAUCUGUGCGGCCGACGCUUCUCCUUAAAGACUGUGCUGAUGAUCGCUAUGCAGCUGCUACAUCGCAUCGAAUAUGUCCACACGAGACAUUUAAUAUAUCGGGACGUUAAGCCUGAAAAUUUUUUAAUAGGUAGAGCUACGAGUAAAAGGGACAAAAUCAUACACAUCAUUGAUUUCGGAUUGGCCAAAGAAUAUAUAGACUUAGAGACAAACAAACAUAUCCCAUACCGGGAGCACAAGUCACUGACCGGGACUGCGAGAUACAUGUCAAUAAAUACACAUUUAGGAAAAGAACAAUCGCGACGCGACGACCUAGAAGCUCUGGGGCAUAUGUUUAUGUAUUUUUUACGUGGUUCCUUACCCUGGCAGGGUUUAAAAGCUGAUACACUCAAAGAAAGAUACCAAAAAAUCGGUGAUACCAAACGAGCGACUCCAAUUGAGGUCCUGUGCGAAGGUCAUCCGGAGGAGCUGGCUACGUACCUGCGCUACGUGCGGCGGCUGGACUUCUUUGAGACGCCCGACUACGACCAGCUGCGCCGCAUGUUCCGCGACCUGUUUGAGAGGCGCGGCUACGUCGACGACGGCGAGUUCGACUGGACCGGCAAGACCAUGCCGGCCAACAUGCAUGUGAUGCGCAUAUUACGACAUGCGCCCCCCUCGAAUAUUAUUAAGAACAAAUCAGAUAAGUCUACACCGGUUGGGUCGAUUCAGACAGCUCACGAAAAUAUAGUAUCACCUAACAGAGGACAUCCACCUUUUCAUAAGGAUGAUUUGUGUGAUUAUAUGAUUGGUUUGGUUGAGGACGAUGAGGCGGCGCUAAUAAUCGGAGAGGGCGCCGUAAAAGACUCCGGUACGGGAGGUACGGCAAACACGGGCAGCAAUUGGCCGCACAGUGGCAAAGCCACGCCGCUCAAUACAGGCCAUCUCACCCCCGCCGAUAGGCACGGAUCUGUACAGGUGGUGAGCUCAACGAACGGCGAGUUGGGCGCGGACGACCCCACGGCCGGCCACAGCAACACGCCCAUCACACAGCAUCACGAGGUCGAUGUGGUCGACGACACCAAGCAAUCCGUGUAUUCCAGAUGCUGUUGCUUCUUCAAACGCAAAAAGAAGAAGUGCGCAACGCGCGCGUACAAGUGACGCGUGUGCGCGUGACACCCGCACCCACGCCCCCCGCGCACUCCGCAGGACCCGCCUCAACCCUCGCCUCGACCCCCUUACACACUCCGGCCUGCACGCUAGGGGUUGCCAACCCAAAACACCCUUGCAGACCGUCAAACACAUCAACAGGUUUUACAUUACCCCACAUUAUUUUAUUAUUUUAUUGAAUUAAGCCUCAUUAGCGUGAUACAUCGAUCAACUAACACUACACUUAAUUUUAUCUAACUUGUCUUAAAAUAUAAAACAACCAUUUCAUUACUUUUUAGUGAAAAGUAUGUUUCAAAAAUAUCACAAAACUAGUGCGGUAAUAUAAAUAAAAAUCAAACACAAUAAAGAGUUAUUUUCUUUAUGUAUGUGUGUUUUAUU
Pararge aegeria (speckled wood butterfly) is the source of this 2850-nucleotide messenger RNA. It is a transcript of the gene gish, whose product is annotated as casein kinase I. The coding region runs from base 883 to 2463 and encodes 526 amino acids. Gene Ontology annotation, molecular function: protein serine/threonine kinase activity; ATP binding. The record is from RefSeq and is a predicted model, not a curated record. NCBI's taxonomy places the organism in Eukaryota, Metazoa, Arthropoda, Insecta, Lepidoptera, Nymphalidae. Gene Ontology annotation, biological process: positive regulation of canonical Wnt signaling pathway; peptidyl-serine phosphorylation; signal transduction. Gene Ontology annotation, cellular component: plasma membrane; nucleus; cytoplasm. The transcript has 14 exons.